Molecule: messenger RNA, 376 nt
Organism: Cyphomyrmex costatus
Lineage: Eukaryota; Metazoa; Arthropoda; Insecta; Hymenoptera; Formicidae
Exons: 1
Coding region: 1-297 (98 amino acids)
Source: RefSeq, a predicted model, not a curated record
AUGAGUACUGGUCCCUCCUCAUGUCCAAUUGACGCGUCCGAGGAAGUGACGGAAGGAUGGAAGCGCAAUGUACUUGAAUGUCCCAUAAGCGGGUUCUACAUUAGACUACUCCUGUUACCGGUAGUAGUUCGUUCGACUGCCUAUCGUUCAGUCGUCGGGUUGUCAGCCGAAGAUCACUGCGCUAUUAGCAGUGGCCCAUCUGAAUUCGUUUUUCAUACGAUUUCCAUUCUGUGUGUUCCGAAGUUUCUCGAUGUGACGAUAAUGUUUGACCUGAUCGAGAAAUUCUCUUACUCGUGACAGAAGUAAGACAAUCGAAAGAACCGUCGUUACCGAGUGCGGAGGGUCAUAUUUUUAAAACUGCACGCGUUCAUAGACC